This is a messenger RNA of Ananas comosus (pineapple), 3718 nucleotides long. Its product is annotated as protein argonaute PNH1-like. Gene Ontology annotation, cellular component: cytoplasm. Gene Ontology annotation, molecular function: RNA binding; protein binding. The transcript has 23 exons. Gene Ontology annotation, biological process: regulatory ncRNA-mediated post-transcriptional gene silencing. The record is from RefSeq and is a predicted model, not a curated record. NCBI's taxonomy places the organism in Eukaryota, Viridiplantae, Streptophyta, Magnoliopsida, Poales, Bromeliaceae. The coding region runs from base 557 to 3415 and encodes 952 amino acids.
CCUCUCUCUCUCUCUCUCUCUCUCUCUAGAGUGCGCGUGCUUUCGAGGCCACACAUCUGAGACAUUCUCUGCACCCGACGCCUCAAUCUCCACGCCUCUUUCUCUCACUCCUUUCCUUUUUAUCUCUUAUAAAAAACAAAAGAAAAGUUAUAGAUUAUGGAGAGCUCUCCAUAGAGAGGGGGAGGAGCUAAGGAUGGGAGAGCAGUGAACGUGUAGCUUUAACUACAACGGGUGGAUGGGGUCUGAGUUAUUUUAAUGACUCUUCGAGAAGAGCGUAGAGGAAGAAGAAGAAGUGGGCAAACACUUAUUAAUCAAUUCCAAGCGCACGCUCGCUCGCUCCCUCCCUCCCUCAUCAAAAAGAGCUCCGCUCCUCGAAUCCAGCAGAGGCUCCAAUCCAUCGACCGAGCUCUCUCUUGCUCUCUAUCUUACUCGUUCUUCUUCAUCUUCACUCAUCCGAUCGACCACCGGGGGUUGCUUCCGAUCCGAUCCAUCGCGCUCGAGGACGAGUGCUGAGGAUAUAAAUGCAUAGAAGGGUUGCUCCUAGAUCGGUAGCGGCAUGCUUGCCGUGGUAGAGAGAGAAAGCGCCUUCUUCCGUCCGUAUUCUAGUGAGAUGCCUCUCCGGCCGAUGGCGAAGGACCCCAAGGGGGAGAAGCAUGUGGUCUUCAAGAAGCCGCUUCAGAACACCAUGAACCAGCAGAAGUUGGAAAAUGAGUUGCCGUUGCAGGAAGCGAAGAAGAAUGCGGGGAGGAGGCGGGGAAGAGGCAAAGGGAAAGCUGUUGAGAGAGCGGUCAGGCCGGAGGUGGAGAUGGGUCUCGCUGCUGGCCCUCCUGUCUCGAGUAAAGGUUUGGUGUUCCAGCGGCGGCCGGGGUUUGGUCAGGUUGGUACCCGGUGUAUUGUGAAGGCCAACCAUUUCCUUACGGAAUUGCCCGACAAGGAUUUGAACCAAUACCAUGUGGCAAUUACGCCUGAAGUACACUCCCGGAGAAUGAAUCGUGCUGUUAUGGCAGAGCUAGUGAGACUCUACAGAGAUACAGAGUUGGGCAUGCGGCUCCCUGCUUAUGAUGGAAGGAUGAGUCUAUACACAGCUGGCUCCCUGCCUUUCGAUUCGAAGGUGUUCACCGUAAAAGUUGCCGAGGAGGACGAUGGGACGGGGAUUUUUAGAGAAAAAGAGUAUAGGGUGGCUAUCAAGUUUGCUGCUCAUGCAGACCUUCAUCAUCUGCGCCAAUUUAUCGGUGGGAAGCAAGCUGAUGCUCCGUAUGAAACGCUGCAGGUUCUUGAUGUAGUCUUGAGGGAAUUAUCAAGUCAAAGGUACGUAUCUAUUGGGAGAUCCUUCUAUUCUCCUGACAUUCGAAAACCACAGAGGCUGGGUGAUGGGUUGCAGUCAUGGUGUGGUUUCUACCAGAGCAUCAGGCCAACUCAAAUGGGUCUCUCUUUGAAUAUUGACAUGUCAUCUACGGCUUUCAUUGAACCACUCCCUGUGAUUGAGUUUGUAGCUCAAAUUUUAGGGAAAGAUGUAAUAUCAAGACCACUAUCCGAUGCUGAUAGAAUCAAGAUCAAGAAAGCUCUUCGGGGUGUAAAAGUUGAAGUGACACAUAGAGGAAGUGUGAGGCGGAAAUACCGAAUUUCAGGACUGACAUCACAACCUACCCGCGAAUUGAUAUUUCCUGUUGAUGAUCAGAUGAAUAUGAAAUCUGUAGUUGAAUACUUCAAAGAAAUGUAUGGGUUUACAAUUCAGCAUUCUCAUCUUCCUUGUCUUCAAGUGGGAAACCAAAGGAAAGCAAAUUAUCUGCCAAUGGAGGCUUGCAAAAUUGUUGAGGGUCAGAGAUACACAAAGAGAUUGAAUGAAAAGCAGAUAACUUCCUUACUGAAAGUGACAUGCCAAAGGCCUAGAGAGCAGGAGAUGGAUAUAUUACAGACAGUUCACCAAAAUGGGUAUGAGCAAGAUCCCUAUGCAAAGGAAUUUGGGAUCAACAUCAGCGACAAACUUACCUCAGUGGAAGCGCGAGUUCUUCCUGCACCAUGGCUAAAAUACCAUGAUACUGGAAAAGAGAAGGAGUGUUUGCCUCAGGUUGGUCAAUGGAAUAUGAUGAACAAGAAAGUGAUAAAUGGAUGUACAGUGAAUUACUGGGCUUGUAUUAACUUUUCAAGAAGUGUCCAAGAAAGCACUGCUCGGGGGUUUUGCCAGGAGUUAGCACAGAUGUGCCAAAUAUCCGGCAUGGAUUUCAACCGUGAACCUGUUAUCCCGAUCUAUUCUGCCAGGCCAGAUCAGGUAGAAAAGGCUCUCAAACAUGUUUACAAUGCAGCACUAAACAAGCUCAAGGGGAAAGAGCUUGAACUUCUUUUAGCCAUCCUUCCCGACAACAAUGGUUCUUUAUAUGGUGAUCUGAAGCGAAUAUGUGAGACAGAUUUAGGAUUGAUAUCUCAGUGUUGCUUGACAAAGCAUGUUUUCAAGAUCAGCAAACAAUACUUGGCAAAUGUCUCUCUUAAAAUCAAUGUGAAGAUGGGAGGAAGAAAUACUGUACUUCUAGAUGCUAUAAGUUGGAGAAUUCCCUUGGUCAGUGACAUACCGACUAUAAUAUUUGGUGCUGAUGUAACUCAUCCUGAAACAGGAGAGGAUUCUAGCCCAUCAAUUGCUGCCGUUGUUGCUUCCCAAGACUGGCCUGAAGUUACGAAGUAUGCUGGACUAGUGUGUGCACAGGCUCAUAGGCAAGAACUGAUUCAGGAUCUGUUCAAGACCUGGCAUGACCCUCAGCGGGGAGUAGUUACAGGUGGCAUGAUCAGGGAGCUUUUAAUUUCUUUCAGGAAAGCAACUGGACAGAAACCAUUAAGGAUUAUAUUUUAUAGGGAUGGUGUAAGUGAGGGUCAGUUCUAUCAGGUCCUUCUGUACGAAUUAGAUGCUAUUCGGAAGGCUUGUGCAUCCUUAGAACCAAAUUACCAGCCUCCUGUGACUUUUGUGGUGGUCCAAAAGCGCCACCAUACCAGACUAUUUGCUAACAACCACAAAGACAGAAGUAGCACAGACAAGAGCGGAAAUAUCCUGCCUGGCACUGUUGUUGAUUCUAAGAUAUGUCAUCCAACAGAGUUUGACUUCUAUCUCUGCAGUCAUGCUGGUAUCCAGGGAACUAGCAGGCCAGCGCAUUACCAUGUUUUAUGGGAUGAAAACAAUUUUACAGCAGAUGAAAUGCAGACACUAACAAAUAACCUUUGCUAUACGUAUGCUCGCUGUACGCGGUCUGUUUCUGUUGUUCCACCAGCAUACUAUGCGCAUUUAGCUGCAUUUCGAGCACGCUUUUAUAUGGAACCAGAGGUACAACAAGACUCGACAUCGAAAGCAACUCGCACAGCUCAUGGGCCCUCCGUGAAGCCCUUGCCUGCGCUGAAAGAGAAUGUGAAGAGGGUUAUGUUCUACUGUUGACCAGGAAUUAGAGAGGGGAAGAGCAAGAGAAUAAGUGGCGUGAUUUGUAAAUUGAUGUUGUAGUUAUGAUGUAGAGGCUCCCCGGUGAAGCUUGCCGAGGGACUUAGAUGCCUGUACACUAGCUAGGUAGGUCGGCCGAAUCUGAGAGUUGUUUAUUGUUCCCUUGUUGCUCACAUUGCUUGUUUUUAAUCCUAAUCUCAAGGGGACUCUGUGGGGUAUUAGCGUUAUUUCUUCAUGUAGAAGCAUCUCAUUCACGGCCAUUUCCCUAAAGUAGCUGUUAAUAUCAAGUAGAAUAGUUCUAUA